Molecule: messenger RNA, 1182 nt
Organism: Trematosphaeria pertusa
Lineage: Eukaryota; Fungi; Ascomycota; Dothideomycetes; Pleosporales; Trematosphaeriaceae
Exons: 1
Coding region: 193-1182 (329 amino acids)
Molecular function (GO): RNA-DNA hybrid ribonuclease activity; nucleic acid binding
Source: RefSeq, a predicted model, not a curated record
CUAGUCUUCCCAAGACAUCGUUUAUAUAAAUCAGCCUUUAUGUAUGCUACAUUCACUGCGAGCUUGCGAAAAAAUUUGUCUCCGCUCUUUUCACUCUGUUUGCAAAACCUCCCCAGCGCCAAUGCCUCCGCUGCGAACCCGCUCCCUUCUCUUCUCCUACAUCUUCUUUACAAAUCGUGACAGUAUAUUGCAAUGGCUCGUCAGAAACCGCCGCCAGAAGUACGCUACGAUAAACGCCUCUCUGCCGCUACGAACAAUGAAUUGCGCUAUCUCCACAAGGAACGCCGCCUUCGAAUCAACCGUAUAUAUGACUCCAUCACGCACAAUCGCGGAUUCGCUGCUACCGCGCUCCCGUAUACCGACGGCACUGACGACAUCUUCCAAUUCGUUCCGCAUGGAUAUGUGACCGGCAACGGUGAAACGAAGAUAUUCUAUUCUGACGGCUCCUUUCACCACGAUAUCGAAAAAGACGGUCUCUUAGCUGCCGCAGUGGCGUGGAAAGAGCGGGACUGGCAAGGAAACGAGUACUGGGAAGAAGAAACUACAGAUAUCGAGCGCAACACCGGAACUAUUCUUGAUGCAGAGCUGGAAGCAGUCCUGAUGGCACUCGAAAUCGCUCUUCAACGCGCAAACGAACCGAAUAACGACAUCAGAAACGUUAUUAUCUUCACCGACUGCCAGGAUAUGGUGAGAAUGCUUGCUGGCGAGAAGACUGCCUUGGCCCUUGGCCCCGUGCCAUUAGACGGCAAAUGGGCACUUGAAGAUAUUUACAGUCACUCUGCUACAUUGAAGGGGAAUGGCAUCAAUGUGGUGAUUGCAUGGAUUAAGGGCCAUAAGGCAGGGUGCGAGGGAAACCGGAAAGCGGAUCGCGCCGCAAAUCGAAGAAUCGUUGCCCAAUCGAAGGAGGAGUAUCGAGAUCUCAUCGAAAAUGAGAUGUUUUUGAAAAGGAAUUGGAAUGAUGUGAAGGAAGAAUAUCUUUUCCGAAAGAGUGGGACUUGGUUUAGGCACGGCAUUGGGAAGUGCUAUGUCAACCCUACGCUUUCAGGGCAUGCUGCUGAGCCGGUUCGGGAUGAGGAGAGGCAGACUGCGCCACCAGUUCAGCAUCUCUGGGGCCAGACGAAACCUUUGGAGAAGAAGAGGAUUGACUAUGGCAAGCUGUAUGCGAAGGGGACUGGGGAGUAA